Molecule: messenger RNA, 1346 nt
Organism: Pocillopora damicornis (cauliflower coral)
Lineage: Eukaryota; Metazoa; Cnidaria; Anthozoa; Scleractinia; Pocilloporidae
Product: melanocyte-stimulating hormone receptor
Biological process (GO): G protein-coupled receptor signaling pathway
Cellular component (GO): membrane
Molecular function (GO): melanocortin receptor activity
Source: RefSeq, a predicted model, not a curated record
AUGAACGAAACACUAACUUGCUCCUUUUUGGACAUCGAUUUGGAUCAGACGAUAGACACGCACGCGGCCAACUUCGCUACAUGUGUCCUAAAUUCUAUUUUUUCCUUGAUUACAAUCACGGGAAAUUUCAUUAUUCUAAAUGCAAUUUGGAAAAACCGAGAACUGCAUUCGCCAUCGUUCGUCCUUUUGUUUUUUCUCGCUUUAUCGGAUCUUCUCGUUGGACUCAUUUGCCAGCCAUCUUUCGUCGCGUUUAAGAUCGCUGAACUUAGAAGAGACUUCAGCUGCUACUGCAUCUCGAGAAUGAUUCAGAGUAUAUCUGGAUGGACAACCACUGGUGCGUCUCUGCUAACUCUAAGUGCAGUUUCAUUGGAUCGAUUAUUGUCUUUGACUCUUCAUUUACGAUACAACACAAUCGUAACAGUUCCUCGUGCGUUUGGUGCUUGCGUCUUUCUCUGGUUCUUUGUCGUCACAGUUAUGAUGUUGAGGUUCACUAUGACCAACUGGAUAAUUCUCCCUUUGAUCAUAUUACUGACAACAUUUCUCGUCACAGCGCUGAGCACCUUAAAAAUAUUCAUGAUUGUGCGCAGACAUCUUUGCCAGAUCAAGCAACUUCAACGAAAUCUAAACACUUCUCAAACGGAAACAGUCCAAGUACUUAAGUGUCGAAAAUCUGUAGUGACUGUGCUUUACGUUUACGGUCUGUUUUGGAUUUUUUAUGUUCCUUUUUGUGUAACAAUGCUUAUGGAUUCAGCCGAGGGAUACACGCUGACAGUAAAAAUCGUAUAUGACUACGUGGGGACUAUAGUUUUUCUCAAUUCGUUUUUUAAUCCAAUUGUGUACUGUUGGCGCAUCAGGGAGAUACGAAAUGCCGUAAAGAGCUUACUUCGAAAACGCGUCCUCUUAGAAAAUAACACUCGAGGCAAGUGACUUUGGUGACUUUACAAGGGAAGUUUUCCCUCAGCUUUGUUACAUCAAACUAAUGCAUUAUUAGUACGAAACGCGACGCGGACAUGUGAAUUUUGUUUAAAUUUUAAACAUUUCUGAAACAUCUCCAUGUUUUAUUGACAGCUGGACGAUAAUUUCACACAUCCGGUAAUUAACUUGACUGGUCUUGUCGCCAUAACACAAUUUAAGGCUCGUGUCGUCAAAAGUUCUUAUGACCAAUAUUGAUCUAUAUGUAAAUGUCGUUGUUGCACGCAAAUAGCAUUUGUAACUUUACAUGAUACAGAUGGUAUUUAUGAUGGGGAAACAUUGACCUUUUCAUUUUUUAAAAAUAAUUGUUUGAUUUGAGAUAGGUUUCUGCGCUCUAAAUGUUUAUCUCAUUGAUUUGUUCUGCCAUACGGUUU